Molecule: messenger RNA, 1983 nt
Organism: Puccinia triticina
Lineage: Eukaryota; Fungi; Basidiomycota; Pucciniomycetes; Pucciniales; Pucciniaceae
Exons: 5
Coding region: 1-1983 (660 amino acids)
Biological process (GO): actin cortical patch localization; actin filament bundle assembly
Cellular component (GO): actin cortical patch
Molecular function (GO): phosphatidylinositol binding; actin filament binding
Source: RefSeq, a predicted model, not a curated record
AUGCGCAUCGGAAACCCAUUACCCACCUCACUUCCUCUCGAAUGCACUAAGGCGGCUCAGACUUUCAAGAGUUUCGUCAGUCCAACCAAUGGUCUUGAUGGUCUCAUACCCUCUCACGUGCUCAGAUCUGCCCACGGAUUCGCCAUCUUCACCGUUGCCAAGGCCGGCUUUCUGAUGUCCGUCCGAGCGGGCACAGGGGUGGUGGUUGCACGUCUACCCGAUGGUCGAUGGUCGCCGCCGUCAGCAAUAGGUACGGGUGGGAUGGGCUUUGGCGGCCAAGUGGGCGCCGAGGUCGCCGAAUUUAUCCUCGUCCUCAACUCCAAAUCCGCGCUCACCCAAUUCAUGUCCGCCGGCUCGAUCACCCUGGGCGGGAAUGCGUCCGUCGCUCUAGGCCCCAUCGGUAGAAACGCCGAAGGAUCUGGUGCUCUCAACUCCAAAGGCAAGCUUGCUGCCAUGUAUUCCUAUUCUAAAACUAAAGGUGCUUUUGCCGGGAUCAGUGUUGAGGGCAGUGCGAUAUUCGAAAGGCAGGAUUGCAAUGUUAAGGCUUAUGGCCGCGGUGUGACAGCAACCAAGAUACUCGCCGGUCAUAUUGACCUACCCGUAUGGGCAGAAGACCUGUCAGACAUUCUCAUGGCGCGAGCAGGAAAUUACACCGAAUACGUCGAUCGUCAUCCUCAAUCAGAAUCACCCAGGAAUACAAGUUUUGAAGAUGAACGCCCAGCAGGGGACACCAACGCCUACGUCGGAAACACUCCGUUUGAGUCGCGGAACAAGGUCGAUUUUGAACCAGAGGGCGACCGUGAAGUGCGCCCACCUGUUGAACCUUACUCCUUUGGGACGUCUUAUACAUACGGAUCCUCUGGCCGUGCCACCUCAAAAUCGCAGAGCAGAAAAAGUAUUUUCACCGUCGGUUCCUGGCGACUGCCCAGUCGCCAGAAUUCCGCCAAGACGGACCGAAGCAGCCCCAGCCGACAAGGCUCAGGUGCUCCGCAUUGGAUCGAUAAUAUCAGGUCGGAAUCUCCUCCGCCACCAGACAAAUGGAAACCCCCGCCUCUGACCAGUGUCCAUCCAUACGACUCCCACUCCACCCUGAUCACCGAACAGCUGACCGAAAUCUCAGCGAGCCACCACCGCGAUGAGGAUUUUGAUGCCCAUGCACACAGAGGAGGCAAGAAGGAUGAUGAUGACGAAAUACAAUCACUAUCUUCCAUUGCAUCAGAUGAUGAUGGACCACUUGAUUCAUUGAACGAUUGGCACGACUCGCAGCCACAGCCGCACACGGCUAACAUGUCCCGUCUUCCUAGUGAAUCCACCGCCAAGAACAUCGGCCCCAAGCGUGACUGGUAUGGUGUGAUUCAAGAAGAAGAUGGCAAACCGAGGGAUUUGACGGGGCAGAAUGGGAUGAUUGAUGACUUGAUGAGCUUCGAUCACAUCGGUCCACCCAGCCCGGUCAAUUACCUAUCUGGUCGUUCGAAAAGUGACUUUGGAGGACGCCAAGGCGGCAAGUAUUCCUCGUCGAUUGAAGACUACUCCCACGAGAACCACGACUUUUUUGGGAACGGUUCGAUGGCCAAAACGAACAGCGCUCGGACUCUGAAAUCUUCUCAGACCGGGAUCUGGAGCGACCUACCCAAGAAGAAGCCGAUCUCCGCAUUCUCGUCGACAGAUAAGCUGCAUUGUUUCGAAGGCCCAGAAGGUCCCCAAGCGGUGCCUGAGCUCCCACGCGAUCGAGAGGAAGAGAAGGAUUUCUUGGUCGGGACGGCGAUGCCAUCGGUGACUUGUACCAAGACUGAUGCGACCGGUUACUUGGGAAAAGCUGUCGCUCAGUUCGAUUUCGUGGGCGAUCAAGCUGGUGACCUCAGCUUUAAGAAGGGAGAUGCAAUCCUUAUUGUCGAGAAGAUUGACGAUCAAUGGUGGCUGGGAUCGAUCGGUUUGAGAAGAGGAAUCUUUCCAGUCAAUCGGGUUUCUACUUUCAAGCAUUAA